Trypanosoma grayi is the source of this 1617-nucleotide messenger RNA. RefSeq names its product putative RNA-binding protein. NCBI's taxonomy places the organism in Eukaryota, Euglenozoa, Kinetoplastea, Trypanosomatida, Trypanosomatidae. The transcript has a single exon. Gene Ontology annotation, cellular component: nucleus. The record is from RefSeq and is a predicted model, not a curated record. Gene Ontology annotation, molecular function: RNA binding; peptidyl-prolyl cis-trans isomerase activity. The coding region runs from base 1 to 1617 and encodes 538 amino acids. Gene Ontology annotation, biological process: protein peptidyl-prolyl isomerization.
AUGCCACCACCACACCGCAGCGGGGGGCGGCACCCUUUGGUAACGGCGGCUAUUCUCAUCGAGACCUCACUGGGCUCCUUCAUUGUGGACCUCUACGGCGCUGACUGUCCGGCUGCUACCGCGGAGGUGGUCAACUUGUGCCGUUGCAAAUACUUCAACGGCUGCAUCGCAACGGAGGUGAUCCCUGACAACGUCAUUAUUUUCUCGCACCCUGUCGAGUCGCUGCGAUGCAGGACGUUCCCUUCCCUUGUGGGUGACGCUGCAGUAGGGGCCAAAUCUGUUGAGAGGCCGACAACAGGCACUGCUCUUGAGCGGCUGAUGCGCCAGGAAUGGGAGCGCAUGAAGGGACACACGGCGACACUGCAAGUGCGUCAGGGGUCCGCGACGGUGCAGUUCGUGCCGCAGCACCCAUUGGAGGCAGCCGGUGCGAUACGUCACCAAGGCUUGCUGCUGCUCGAGGUGCCGCAACUGUCGCACGCAUCGGACACCGGAAGUGUCGCGAAAGCAAGCCGUCUAGUGCUCACAUUGAGCCAAAGACAUCUAGACUACUUUGAGGGUGACUUUAUGGUGCUGGGCGAGGUGCGGGAGGGUAUUCGUGUCAUUGAGAAGAUGCGCGCGGCGCCCCAUCAACGAUCGGUGUCGUCCGCCACGACUGCAGCAGCGCGCCCUACGCGGCUUAUUCGCAUCAAGCAUGCGACGGUUCUGCCAACAGCGGGGACCGAAGCCUUUUCGGACGUGGUGCGCAGCAGCAGCAGCACUUCUGCGCAGGAGUCCGGGGCACUGGGCCUUGCCGUCAAGGCUGCGGGAUGUUUUCGACACUGGGCGUCCUCAGAAACAGUUAAACGCGCAAACUCCGCUCUUGUUGCUCUUCUUCGUAGUGCUUCUGCCGCUUCUAAUGCUGGGGAUCACACAGGCGUACCGCCAGGCACCGCGUUCUUCAUGCUGUACGGACGCCCUCUGCAGGGCAUCUCAGGAGAGACGGACACGCUCAAGAAUGAUAAAGGUAACAGCAACAAGAACAACAACAGCAACGACGACCGCGACGAUCUGGUGUCGGUGGAGUACAACCCGCACUACCACGGCGACUAUCUGAGUUCCGACGAGGAGGCUCCACACGCAGAGUCCCGAAAGGAACGCGAGAGCCGCCACCAGGCAGUCAUGCGCAUGCACCAGGACAAACUCAACGCUACACGCACACUCAUGCUGAACCUGCUCGACGGCGUCGCCGACGCCUCUGGUGAGAUGAAGCCGCCGGAGAAUGUGCUGUUUGUGUGUAAGCUCAACCCGCUCACCACCGGCGAGGGGCUGUCGAUGUGCUUCUCGCAGUUCGGCGCGGUGCGCUCGGCAGAGGUGGUGCAGGACCGAAAGACGGGCAACUCGCUGUGCUACGGCUUCGUGGAGUUCGCCGACGUGGAGGCGUGCUACCGGGCGUUUCAGAAGAUGGACAACGCGCUCGUUGACGACCAACGCAUCCACGUCGACUUCUCGCAGUCCGUGUCGCGGCUUUGGGCGCAGCGGCAGCGCGAGUUGCGCAAGCGUGCACGCGACGAGGAAGAGAAGGAAGGAGCUGUGAGACCUCUGGCAGCGCGCGGAGAGCCGCCGAGCUCCGUCAAGUAG